GAAAGUUACUGUCCCUGCUACUGCAUACAGAAACGAAAAUCUACCUCCUCUAUGAGACCAUCUCCAUUAUCAACUAAGACUAAAAUGGAGGCUAAAAAGCCUAAUGUGGAAAUCAAGCCAUGUGAUCCGGCGAUACUUCAAGGAAGAACUAUAGGUGAGAUCUUACCAGACUAUCAGAGAAUCACACGGGAAUUCAUCGAUGAGACAUAUCCAUCAAUGAGUGAUGAAGAAUUGCUUGAUCUCCCUAGCAGCUUGAGAGUGAAAGGCGAUCUAGAUCAAGCGAGGGUAUUGUGGGCCUUUCCGACAGGCUCAUUAUCACCCGGAGUUGCCGGACAAGCUAUGAUGAGAGUUAUGUACCACGACGUGAGAUUUAAUUCGGAUAGUACAGUCGUUUCUACGUUGAGGCUUGCUGCUCAUGGCUUGCUCCAUGAGGCAAGUGUACGAGAUCCUCUUAAUACGAAUUGGGUGGAAUUGAUGUCGCGUGUAUUGGAUCAUCCUGUUGGGGAAGUUGACGAACUUUUUUAUUUAGAAUGAUUAUAAUAAUUAGAGUGAUGAGAGUGAUGAGAGUGAGGGUAUAUGUGCCCUCUAAGAUCUUCAUCAAUGACUACAACUCUAAAUACUACCUUUCCUUCGGUUUUCA
Messenger RNA from Botrytis cinerea B05.10, 640 nucleotides. RefSeq lists its product as hypothetical. Bases 52 to 534 code for a protein of 160 amino acids. The transcript has 2 exons. The record is from RefSeq and is a predicted model, not a curated record. NCBI's taxonomy places the organism in Eukaryota, Fungi, Ascomycota, Leotiomycetes, Helotiales, Sclerotiniaceae.